Sclerotinia trifoliorum is the source of this 1222-nucleotide messenger RNA. NCBI's taxonomy places the organism in Eukaryota, Fungi, Ascomycota, Leotiomycetes, Helotiales, Sclerotiniaceae. The record is from the annotation of a GenBank genome assembly.
UAUAAUUCGUGACAUACUACUUCGAAGCUAUCUAGAACCUCUAGGUGCACACGACUUGCUCUGGAUUUUCGUUCAGCCACAGACAAUAUAUUUUAGCCCAAAAAACCAGCUAUCGCACUCUAUAAGCUUCACACAAUUGAUACCCCCUCAUGUUCCCUUGGACCUUCGUUCAUUGACCAGCGUAGCUCAAGAUACCCCAAUCACCAACUCAUCUCAUCAUCCAGCAUAGUACAUACAUACCCACGACUUCCGAUAGCUUCCGACUCUACAAUGUCUGAUCAAACAAUCAACCUACCACAGCUCCUGAUCGUAAUCCUGGUCGGGGCAUUCGCCGUACGUUAUCUAUUUUUCUCCGGCUCCAAUACCGCAUCCCCGGGCUCCAAUCGCAAUAGCGCAAAUAAUGUGCGAGCGCGAGAGGCAGAUGUAGAACGUAUACAGCAGAUGUUUCCGCAGGUGUCGAGGAGGAAUAUUAUGUGGGAUUUACAGCGGAAUGGAGGAAAUGUGGUGGCUACCACGGAGCGGAUAUUGAGUGGUAGAGGCUUAGAAACUGUGAGUAUUACCAUGUCUUUUUCAUUUUAUGAUGUUGCGGAAUAAACCCUAUGUCUAUUUAUGCUCUUCCCUCAAAGCCAUCUGAUAUACAUCCGCUAACACAAACUAUCAAGCCUCCCCAAUCGUUCCAACCGCCGCUCCCAUCUACCCCAGUCGCCUCCUCAACUUCAGUCCAACCUUCCAAACCUAGCCAACCAGAUUUAAUAACGCGAUAUAAUCUGAAAGCGAAGCUUGCGGAGGAACAAGCGGAAAAACGAGAAGCCGAGGAACGGGAAUCGGAACAAAAGCAGGGAGGAGGACAGGCUUGGAGUUCCAACAAAAAUGAAAGACAGGCGCUUUUGCAGAGGAGGAGAGAGGAGAUGAUCCUGGCAGCGAGGAGGAAAAUGGAGGCGAAAGUUGCGAAGGAGGUUGAGCAGGGCGGGAGUGGGUAGAUGGGUAUGAGUUUGGGGAGAUUUGAAAGGACGUUAGGAGGAGAGAGAGGAGACGUGCAGGGGUAUGUAAAACUUCUGUAUAGCUUGUCUAUAAUGAUUCUGAUACGGGUAUAUUCAUACAUAGUUUAAACUGUAGUAGAUAUUUACCAUUUCAAACGUGGCCAGCGCCGGGCAACUCAUAAAUGCUUCAUCGACGUUUCUUUAUCCCUAGUUUUUUAUUAUUUUGAGAGGUUUACCUGAAU